AUGGCGGGCAUCAACUCGACAAGUCCACCACCUCCAUUCCAAGUCCAACCACCCCCUAGUGCAUUCUGCGAUAGUAGUAGCAAACUACUACCCUUUGUGUAUAACCUCACCAUCUUCUAUGCUGAGGCCAACCUUCGGGGGGACGAGGCCCCCCUGGUGGCCACAUCCGUGGUCAUGUUCGUCCUCGCCGUGCUCUUCUUCAUCCUCAACGUCUUCAGCCGUUCAUCCGAUGUUAGCACCAUCCUCAACCCAACUGUCCGCCUCAUCCUCUCCACCUCGCUCUCUCUCUUCCUCCCCGCCACGUCAUACCUCUUCUCGGAGGCCAAGAACGCGGUCGGCCAGACGGCGGACCUGUCGGUUCGAGCCCGGACGAUCCUCAUGUGGAUGUUCCUCGUGGAGCUCCUCCGCAAGAAGGUGGAGGCGAUCCUGGUCACCGCAGGCAUGCAUGGCUAUUCGGACACAAUCCACAGCGCCAGCCGGGUCGUCUGGCUAGGCAGCCUCGUCUUCUUCAACCUAAGAAGCGCCGGCAAGAAGGCAUUGUAUGGAACCCUGUGGGUUCUUGCAGCCGCCAAGUUGGUCCAGAGGUUCGUCACCGUAGAGCUGGGGAAGCGCUCAUUCGCCUAUGGCAGGAACCCCCAGCUUCUCGCUUCGUACAUGACCCAAAUGCUGAAGCUACAAGGUCAAGACAACCAUGGACCGGCUGGGUCGGAUGUUUUGAAGCGGUGCAACUACGCCGUGAUUGGCGAAGAGGAGCUGAAGAAGGAGGCCGGCCCGAAGGGUUACAAGCUCGACGAGCUGGAGAAGGCAAUAUUAGAUACCGACUCCAGUUCCAGUGUCAUCACGGUUGGCAAAAUCUGGGCUUUCGCUGAGAAAGACCCGAUGCUCCGUAGUGACCCGAAGCUGAAGCGGCUAUGCCUCUCCUUCGCCCUCUUCAAGCUGCUCCGCCGGAGGCUAGAGGAGUUCCCCAUCACUGACGCGGAAGCCUCCAACUGCCGCGACCUCGUCUUCAAAGGUCUGUGGCAAGAGGGCAUGGUUGGGGAGGAUGCCAUCCAAGUGUUCAGCGACGAACUCCAGUUCCUCUGCGAGUACUACCACUCCGUUCUUCCGGUGGUGUUUGCCAGCCCCUUCUUCUUCGUGCACAACUACAUCCUGUUCCCCAUCAUUGUAUGGGCAUUCUGCAUCCUCAUGCUCAUCUCGUGUAGCAACGGCGAUGUGGCCUACGCCUUGGACAGCUUCAGGACCGACAACUACGUCAUGUCUGGCGGCAUGCUGAGGAUGGCCAGGUGCGUCCUUGGCAAGGUGUGGGAGUCCCUAUCGACCCCUUUCGUCUUCUGCGGUGUCGACAUAUCCAUCACCAUCCUGCUCAUCCUCGCCUUCGCCUACGAGGAGGUCUGGGAGUUCAUCGUGUUCCUGCUCUCCAACUGGUUCAUGGUGUCGCUGCUCUGCAGCCACACCUCCACGCCGGAGUGGCGCACGCACCCGCUUCUGAGAAGGAUCAUCCCGUCCAUCGUCUCGGUGAGGAACACCAUGAACCAACCUAAGGUCUGCUUCAAGCAGUUUUCUGUGCUACGGUUCAGCCGGCUGUCGUUGCCGCUGCCCACCAGGGAGGUUCCCGAAGAAGCCAAGACGUUAAUCAUGGAGCGUCUGGCUAGGGUCAGCCGCGACGCUCCUCUCAGCAACGGCAUGUCUGUUCUGCGAUCAGCCGAGCACCGUCUGUCGAUACAGUCACAUGAGCUGUCGUGGGCGUGCAAGAGCGACAGCAUCGCUGAGGUGAUUCUCACGUGGCACAUCGCCACGGCGCUGCUGGACGCGACGUGCCGGCGGCAGAGGGGCACGCGGCCUGAGGAUGGACGCGACGUGCCGGCGGCAGAGGGGCACGCGGCCUGA
Molecule: messenger RNA, 1887 nt
Organism: Aegilops tauschii subsp. strangulata
Lineage: Eukaryota; Viridiplantae; Streptophyta; Magnoliopsida; Poales; Poaceae
Source: RefSeq, a predicted model, not a curated record